Messenger RNA from Periconia digitata, 3577 nucleotides. NCBI's taxonomy places the organism in Eukaryota, Fungi, Ascomycota, Dothideomycetes, Pleosporales, Periconiaceae. The record is from the annotation of a GenBank genome assembly.
AUCUGCCAAAGCCCCGCCAUCGCGCCUAUCGAGCCAGCGAACGCGACAGAUGGAUCCCGCCGCAGUGUAAACAUCAACGUUGCCCGCGACCGUAUAUACUUUAUCACUACAUGUGCGCAGCGGCAGACGGAGGGAUGAAUAGACAAUAAAAAGCAAAGCAACCACCACCACCACCCACUCCCCAACCCUAAUUAAAUGUGACAGGUCCCGCAAGGCGCCACGGCCUGAGUGCUGGCCUGCAAGGCUCAUGGCCGCCCGCCGCCGCUAGGAAAAGUCACUUGCCGGUGCCCGUUCCUCUCAUGCGAAAGGCCCAGCACGACACGAAGGAAUGCGAUUCGACACGCUCUACACCCUCACUCCAUCCGCACUUUAACGGCGCAUCUGCUUAACCUGCUCGUUAUAUCUCCAUCUCCAGGUCAAGCCAGGUCUCCGUCGCACACAUGCCUGCUGCCGCCAUGACCCUGACCGCCGCCACCACUGCCUCUCCCGCGGCGCGCAAAACGGGUUCAGCGCCCGAGAAGAAGUACAAAUGCCAAUUCUGCAAUCGUGCCUUUAGUCGAAGCGAGCACCGCAGUCGUCACGAACGGUCGCACACAAAGGAACGCCCCUUCAAAUGCCACAAGUGCCGGAGCACCUUCGUGCGCCGCGAUCUACUUCUCCGUCAUGACCGCACAGUACACGCAAAGGACGGCGGCGUUCCACUGACCAGCGAGGUCAAGCGCCGAACAAAUGCAAAAGCCCCAGAAGUUCCAACAGCCGGUCCUGCCAAACCCACAAUGCCUGUAGAUCCGAGUCCUCUGGAACCCAUCGAGGUGGACCAUGAUGAGAUGGCGAUCGAGACGGCCGCCAUGCUCAUGACCGACUUCCAAGCUAAGGCUGCCAUGGCAAGUCAAGAGCCCGAGCAACACGACAGCGUCCUUCCACCGACCGCCCCAUCCAUGAUCGAUCAAUCGCCUGUUCAAUAUACAGCCCCAGGACAAAUGUCGCUGCCUCAAAUGCCUUGGGGUGACGAGCCUAUGGUUCCGGAUUCCAAGAUGGGCAACGGCGCACACGAUACUCAUCCUGCUUUCAACAGCGCCAGUGCUCUCAGUUCCCACCCGCACCAACUUCCUCAUCUCAUGGAGCGCCAAAUGUCAGGAAGCGAUGCUCUCGGGCCUACUUUCAGAUCGAUGAACGGGUCAUUACCCGGUGCUGACAUGGGAACGCCUGGCGCUCUUUCUCCUUUCCCCGGCAUGCUUGGCCCCGUAUCUCCCGUUGACUACCGACGUUCGCCUGGUCCUACCCAGGCUUUGAUGAUGACCAAGGCACCCCAACUCGAAUCGGAGGAGCAGUGCGCGAUGAUUAUGGAGAACGUCAAACAGUCGGACAGCGAGAAUGCGCUCCUCGAUACGUUCCACCUGCCGCCCCUGAACACAGUCAAUCGCCUCCUGAAGACGUACUUUGAUCUCUUCCACCAUCAUCUGCCCUUCUUGCAUCCUGCCACUUUCCAGCCUACCAAGGUGCCUGCGCCUCUCCUCUCCGCCGUCCUCUCUAUCGGCGCUCUGUACAUAUUCGACCAAGACCAGGCAUACAUGUUCCACAUUGGUUCCAAGGUUCUGGUCAACCAGUUCUUACAGAACAAGGAAAACUUCAGCUCCAGAAAGUGUCCCUUGUGGACAAUGCAGAGCACGCUACUCAACAUGAUCUUCGCAAGCUGGAGUGGCGAUCCGAAAGGUCUCGAAUGGGCUUGCUCCAUCAAGAGCUUGCUGGCGAACAUGGUCGCUGGAAACCGCUACGAGCUCAAGCUCCGUUCCGAAGCCAGGGACGGGGCUUCCCCCAGUCAUGAAGAAUGGAUCGUCGACGAGCAGUGCCGCCGCACUUACUAUGCCGUGUACAUCUUUUUCGGUCUCUUGACAUUGACAUACAACCACACCCCGGCUAUGGGGUUCAACGAGUUCGAUACCCUAGAGCUGCCUGCUUCUGAGUCACUUUGGACCAUGGAAGUGUCCGACGAGGAAUCGUGGCGCGAAAGUCUGUCGACAUCCAACAUCAUCACGUUCCGCCAGGCCCACGACAAUUUGUUCCAGGGAGAUCUAGCCCGCUACAGUGCAUUCGCCACUCGCGUUAUGAUCAAUGCCUUGUUCUUGGAAGUUUGGUAUCACAAGCGAAGCCCGGAAGCUCUCCAGGAUGUUGUAACCGAGUACAAGCUGAGACUCGCGCUGGAAACUUGGGAAAAGUCUUUGGAACUCUGCGAACCUGAAACUGUCGUUGUGCAGCUCAGUGCACCCCACAAGGGCCACCCACUCAUCUUCAACGCCAUGGCCAUGUAUCGAAACACCCGGACACGACUAGUUGUUGAUCUCAAGUCUGUCCAGGAAGCUCUCCGCUACCACGAUUCCUAUGAGGUCGCAGCUGCCAUGACCAACGCUCGCGACAAGGUCCAUCGCUCCCAAGAGAUGAUCAAGGUCAUUCAGGAAUGUUUUGAUUGCAUCGAGGUCGCAGCCUCGCAAGGUAUCCGUUGGGUUGCUCGCACGUCAGCUACCAACUGGAGUAUCGAACACCCUCUUACAGGAAUGGACUUGAUGGUCAUCCUCACCCUCUGGCUUUAUCGUCUCGAGCAUGAUGAAGAGCCCGCUACAGAAGAGGAACUGGCCAUGUACAACAAGCUGCGAAAUUUGUUCGACGAUGACUCUGUUGAUGUUUACGGUGCUAAAUUAAGCUCAACCGUGGCACGUCUUUGGGGUAGUAUGAUUGAUGAGGUGGUAGUAUGGGGUAUUACCAAACUCAUGGGCGAAGCCUUCAAGCUGCAUUCGCAAGCCCUCGUUGGCUACGAAGAUGCCAUGUCGGAACGUUCCGGAUCCGCCACGCCUUCCAUGGCUGCCAGCGGCGUGCAAGUGCUAGAGAUGCAGAUGGCAUACUAGUAUUCUGUUGUGCCACUUAUGACUUAUGACCUUCCAUUCUUGUCUCCAAUUCACUAGACUGACUUUACCGCUCAGUUUCCCGCCAUGCCCUUUCGAAAGAGAAGCAUGUGUCGGAAGCCGUGGUCGGUUUUCAUAUUUGCGGUGCAUAUCUGGUGCGGCUCAUUGUUUCAUUGCUUCAUUCCGAUUGUUUCCUUUCUCGAUUCAAGACCCAGGGUAAUUAUGGCGCAUUGGGGGUGGUCAAGUCCAUUUUCUACACUUCCGGGCUCGGGCCAUCCUCCACGGCCGUGGGGCCGCUCAAUAAUACCUUUCCUACUCUCCUUUUCAUCAUACCCAUGGACCUUUUGCUGGAAUGUUUCUAUGGCUGGCCCCAUGAGCGCAUUUGUUCCGCCUCGGUCUAUGCUACAGUACGCAUCACUGACUGUGCGCACAACCGCUUAUCUUGGCUUGAUCCUUUUUUCUUCCUUGAGUGCAUUUCUUUGCCCUUUUUGCCUGUUUUCUGUUUUCUUUUUUUUUUCCUGAUGUGUUUCUUUUUCUUGUUUUUGGUUUCCCACUACAUAUACCACUAUAGCUUGAUUCCGUUUGUUCGAGUGAAGGGGGCGUUGGCGAGAGUGGGUGAUGUGAGGUGUGAGAUAAUGGUAUAUUUGGUGGUGGUGCGGUCUAAAAUAAUUCUGUAUAAA